AGUUGCAGCCAAUGAGAGAGCUACUUUUCAUGCUCUUGCCCCUCCCGUCUGUACGAAACAGCCAAUGAGAGGAGCGGGAUGGUUUUUAAAUCCACCACGCUCUCACCGCCCCACUCCGCAGUGUGAUGCGCUGAUGUUUGUCGUUGCAGAAACAGUGAACUAAACACAGGGCAACAUUCAAUAGACUCCUCGUCCUCUUUAGCUCUUAUUGUGGCGACUGAGAUGGCAAAAGGGAAGAAAAAUGUGCUGAGGACCGAGGUAAAGCCCGAGGACACUGCUGAACAUAAAGUCACUUCACGUAAGGAGACAAAGGAAAACAAACCAUCAACUAAUAAGGAUUGCGCAGGUAAAGUGCAGUCAAUUCUUCAGAGUCUACGGAGUCCAAGCAAACCUAGAUCCCCUCUGAGUGACAGUUCAAGCAUGCUGAUCCAGGAAGGAAAUGAAUCUGAUGUUGCUAGUCCUGAUGCGCCAAAGCUGAAAAAAGACAUGCCUAAUGAAAUAAAAUCAGAGAGUUGCGAGUCCAAAGAGCAGAAGCCUGAAAUGCCUUGUCACAGUCACGGGAACAGAGAGCAGUUCGCUGACCAGCUUGAUCAAAAAGAGUCCACCCCACGUACCAAUGUCGGGUCUGCAGCAGGCAGCAAAGUGUCAGCAUCCAAACCUCGGAGUAGAACAGGUCGCAAACUCGGAGCAAAAAAGAUGGAGAAUAAAGCUUCCCAAAACAGAAAGGUCACAGACUAUUAUCCCAUCAGACGGAGUAACAGAAAAACAAAGGCAGAGUUAAAGAGUGAAGAACAUAGACACAUUGAUGACCUGAUAAAGAAUGGCAUUGAAGAAGGAAUGCAGGUCAAACACAUAGAAGGAAAAGGAAGAGGAGUAUUUGCUGCCAAGGGUUUCAGAAAAGGAGAGUUUGUUGUGGAGUACCACGGAGACCUACUGGAACUAGCUGAGGCUAAAAUAAGAGAGGCAGAAUACGCUCAGGAUCCCAAAACAGGCUGUUACAUGUACUACUUCCAGUAUCAAUGUAAAACAUACUGUGUGGACGCUACAAAGGAGACAGGUCGUCUUGGAAGGCUGAUUAACCACAGUAAAACUGGAAACUGUCAGACUAAGCUCCACGCCAUCGAUGGAACCCCUCAUCUGAUCUUGGUGGCUUCCCGAGACAUCAAAGCAGAGGAGGAGCUGUUGUAUGACUACGGCGAUCGGAGUAAAGCCUCAAUCUCUGCUCACCCUUGGCUCAAAUACUGAAACUUUGACCACAAGUGUUUGUAUUUCAGAUAAAUUGGUGCUCUAUGCUGUAAAAGAUGCUUUAGAUGAGCAGUCCUCCACAUGCUUUUUUUAUGAAGUAAAAAAAAAAAGUUUUUGUUUUAAAUGGAGGCUAAAGCUCCAACUCAUGAAAAGUGUAUUUUUGCGCCAGUUGUUUUUAUCAUGCUUUUAUAUUUUUCUUAUCAAAUUGUAGCAGAGAUAUUUAAGCUUGGUGAGUAUUUCCCCUGGAUAAAUAGUGUUUCACAAUGUCCGUGGGGUCUCCUUUUGUAAUGAAUAUAAUUCAAAUUUGCAAUUGUAAAUUAUUACUUGUGCUGUAAACUGAAGAAUAAAAUACAGAUGAGUUCUCAUUCCA
This is a messenger RNA of Lates calcarifer (barramundi perch), 1615 nucleotides long. RefSeq names its product lysine methyltransferase 5Ab (gene kmt5ab). The coding region runs from base 223 to 1245 and encodes 340 amino acids. The transcript is spliced from 8 exons. Gene Ontology annotation, molecular function: histone H4K20 methyltransferase activity; protein binding. Lineage: Eukaryota; Metazoa; Chordata; Actinopteri; Centropomidae. The record is from RefSeq and is a predicted model, not a curated record.